GGCUCGGCCCAGUCUGCUUUCAUAUUGCAUGUGAGCCGAUCAAGCGUGGCCUAGUUCUGUACGAAAACUUUCAUCAUUGCAGUUGUACGAAAGAUCGCAUUAUUGAACCAAUUUAAAACGCAUCAUGAUUUCAUCAGCAAAUGUAUUUAAAACUUUGUCUUCUAUGAUACCACAAGUAUCUCGUCAUGUUCGUGCAAGUGCAAGUGGUCUUCGUAUCGUGACGAAAAGAUCGAGCUCCAUUUUCAGCAGACUCCGUUCUAGCUCUUCGGUUCUUGGUUCAAGAAAAUUUCAAAUCCACGACAAGAUUUGCUCUUGCGGAAUUCACCAUAAAUUGACCGAAGGAGAUCAUGAUAUUGUUAAUUUUCUGAAUCAAGAAGUUGAGUAUGAAAAAGAGGCAAUGCAGGAUUUGCCGAAAUUAAAGGAUUUCAAGGUCAACGUUGAUGGAAGUUAUAUAACCCUGUCAAAAAAACAUAAUGGCGAACGAAUUAUUGUUUCAUUUGAUGUAAACGAAAACAUAAACAUUGAUGAAGCGAUGGAUGAUGAAAUAGAGAACGUCGAUGAUGAUUCAGUUCCACCAAAUAUUGUUUCAUAUCCAACAUUUAAAGUACAAUUAACAAAGGACAGUGGGAAAACCCUUCAGUUUUUUUGUGCCUAUAAUACAUCUGAGCAAAUUGCGGAAGAAGAGGAAAUACCUGAUGUGUUUCGAUUCGACAGUGUUUCAGUUUGGCAAUACCCGGACGCACAAGAAGAAGGUGAAACAUCGUAUGAGGCAGAGACAGAAAAUAUGGAUGGGACUUUGUACAAGCUGUUGUUGAAUACUCUUUAUGAAAGAGGGAUAAACAAUGAAUUCGCAAAAGAUCUCCUUGAGAUUAGCACGAUUAUGGAACACAAAGAGUACGUUGGCUUUCUGCAAGACCUCAACGGAUUCUUUUCAGCAAAGCAUUGAAGUGCCACCAACGAAUCCAUCUAUCAUUUGAAGCUACAACCUCUGUGCGAGUCGACGUUGCUCGGUUGUACGGCGUUAAGAAGACAUUGGAUCAAACCAGAACAUAAACCUUUGUGAUAAUGAAACAAAAAAUUCUUCAAAUCGUAGAGUUUUAGCGCUUUGAUUUAAUUUUUAUUUGCUGGUGAAAGAAAGUCAGGUUGUA
Messenger RNA from Rhopilema esculentum, 1148 nucleotides. RefSeq names its product complement component 1 Q subcomponent-binding protein, mitochondrial. The record is from RefSeq and is a predicted model, not a curated record. Gene Ontology annotation, biological process: cytosolic ribosome assembly. Gene Ontology annotation, cellular component: mitochondrial matrix. NCBI's taxonomy places the organism in Eukaryota, Metazoa, Cnidaria, Scyphozoa, Rhizostomeae, Rhizostomatidae.